AUGGCGCGGAGCCCCGGAGAGGGCAGCGUGUCUCCCUCUGCUAGCCUACGUGGAACCAGGGAGACCCUCAGUGACCCGGAACUGGAGUCUAUAGGCUCCGACUCUGAAAUCAACGGGUUCACCGCGGAGAGGAAGACUGACAAGUACGGCUUCCUGAUCAAGACCGAGGAGAACGGCGAGCGGGAGCAGGAAUUGCCCGUUGAGGUCUUAAGACAGAGGGAAGCAAAAUGGCUGGACAUGCUGCUAAAUUGGGACAAAUGGAUGGCGAAGAGGCACAAGAAGAUAAAGCUGAGAUGUCAGAAGGGGAUCCCGCCUUCACUGCGUGGCCGUGCCUGGCAGUACCUUUCCGGAAGCAGGGUUAAGAUGGACCAGAACCCCAACAAAUUUACUGAGCUGGACUCAAUGGCAGGUGACCCAAAAUGGGUGGACAUCAUAGAAAGAGACCUCCACCGGCAGUUUCCUUUUCAUGAGAUGUUUGUCGCUCGAGGGGGUCACGGUCAACAAGAUCUGUUUAGGGUACUAAAAGCUUACACUCUUCACCGACCAGAUGAAGGAUACUGUCAAGCCCAGGCACCUAUUGCAGCUGUCCUGCUUAUGCAUAUGCCAGCGGAGCAAGCAUUCUGGUGUUUGGUACAGAUCUGUGAGAAGUAUCUGCCGGGAUAUUACAGUGAGAAGCUGGAAGCGAUCCAAUUAGAUGGUAGAAUCCUGUUUUCAAUGCUUCGGAAGGUGUCCCCGGUGGCCUACAAGCAUCUAAGCAAGCAGAAGAUUGACCCCAUCUUGUACAUGACUGAAUGGUUCAUGUGUGCAUUCUCACGGACUCUUCCCUGGAGCUCGGUCUUGCGUGUGUGGGACAUGUUUUUCUGCGAAGGUGUCAAGAUUAUAUUCCGGGUGGCUCUUAUUCUCCUGAAGUAUACACUUGGUUCCUCUGAAAAGCUCAAGUCGUGUCAAGGUCAAUAUGAAACUAUGGAGAAAUUAAGGGCAAUUGAUCCAAAAUACAUGCAGGAAGGAUUCCUUAUCCCAGAGAUUGCGGAGUUGCCAAUUACCGAACGAGAUGUAGAACGUGAGCAUUUAAUUCAGCUAAAGAAGUGGAAGGAAGAGUAUGGAGAACUGCAGUGCAAAUCACCCACUCGUUUGCAUGGGGCCAAAGCCAUCAGCGACGCUGACCCAGUGGGUCACAAGCCUCUUGUUCACGCGCCGUCCAUUAUUCUUCCAUCCAAUGUAAGCUCCAGGAAGAAAACAAAGGAGCAGAAACAGGAAGAAAAGGAACAAGAAAAGCAAAGAGACAAGGAGAUGAGGGAAAGGGAAAAGAUGGAGAAGGAGAAAAAGAAGUUAGAAAAGAAAAAGAGUAAAGGGAAAGGUGACCAAUCCAAUGGGGCUAUGAAAGAGGAAAAUGGUGGUGAGGGGACCAGAGAUCACCGGCAGGAACCGGUACAGCCUUUGUUGGCCAAAGUAAUCCAAAAAGACUCUCUCAAUGUGCAUCAGUCUAGUGAAAGCUUGUGCUCCAAGGAGAGCGAAGACACCUAUUUAUAAUUUCCACAAUGUUUCCAUCUGGAGAAAUGCUCACUCAAAAUUCUGCUCUUCGGUGUGCUUCAAGAGUUCUUCAGCCCCUAUACUAGAGAUCCCUCAGACACCUUCCUGUAACAGAAGCAUCGUUAUGUACAUUGGAGACAAUAAGGCAGGGACAGAUACUGAAACCAGCAUUAUUACUUGUAAAAAAAAAAAAAGAAAAAAAAAGUUGUAUAUUUGUAGAAUUUGUCUCCUGGUCCUAAUCUCUUUAUACUUCCAAAAGUCUUCAUUGCCCAA
Bufo bufo (common toad) is the source of this 1803-nucleotide messenger RNA. It is a transcript of the gene TBC1D10A, whose product is annotated as TBC1 domain family member 10A. NCBI's taxonomy places the organism in Eukaryota, Metazoa, Chordata, Amphibia, Anura, Bufonidae. The record is from RefSeq and is a predicted model, not a curated record. The transcript has 9 exons. The coding region runs from base 1 to 1530 and encodes 509 amino acids.